CAAAAUGUCAGCAGUAGUGCCUUGAAGCCAACUUGGGUCCCUUAUGCCUCAACGGAGGCUGGUGAAGAAGUCUUGGUGUUCUCCCUGAAGCUCAUGACUGAUGACUGGUCCUAUGAGAGGCCUUCAAACUCUUACUUCCUGGGUGACGUUAUUAAUGCUGAGGCAUCUGUGAAGGUAUACAACCACGUCCCUCUGCGUGUGUUUGUGGACAGCUGUGUGGCCACCCAAGUACCUGAUGUGAACGCCCUUCCGAGAUAUUUGUUCAUUGAGAAUCAUGGAUGUCUUGUGGAUGCCAAGGUCACCGCUUCCAGCUCGCGCUUCAUGCCUCGAUCCCAGGAAGACAAAAUCCGGUUCCAGCUGGAGGCCUUCAUGUUCCAGGGGGGAUCCAGUCCUUCUAUCUACAUGACGUGUGUUCUGAAGGCCACUCUUGCUUCUGCACCUAGUGACGCGCUCCACAAAUCCUGUUCCUUUGCCAAUGGGUGGCUUGCUGCUGAUGGGAACAACCAGGUUUGUGGUUGCUGUGACUCAACAUGUGGUCCUGAUGGUGGAACUGCUGCUUCUCCUUUUGGAGGUAGGAAGGUGCUUUUAAGCUUGGUUUUUGACCCUUCAAGCACUUAACUUUGGUGUCUGCUU
This is a messenger RNA of Carassius carassius (crucian carp), 633 nucleotides long. RefSeq names its product zona pellucida sperm-binding protein 3-like. The transcript has 5 exons. Bases 94 to 618 code for a protein of 174 amino acids. Gene Ontology annotation, biological process: binding of sperm to zona pellucida; positive regulation of acrosome reaction; egg coat formation. Lineage: Eukaryota; Metazoa; Chordata; Actinopteri; Cypriniformes; Cyprinidae. Gene Ontology annotation, cellular component: extracellular matrix. The record is from RefSeq and is a predicted model, not a curated record. Gene Ontology annotation, molecular function: acrosin binding.